UGAUGCUAGCCUACUGACGUGUCGUAUUUCAGGUCGUGGGCAGAGGAAAAACCAAACACAGCGCCGCUUUUCAUGCAUCUAUCUUUGUCUAACAGGUAUCAGCAACAGGAAGAAUAAUGUCAGAGCCCAAUAAGCAAGAUAUUUCUGCCAUUUUUAAGCGACUACGCUCCGUUCCUACUAACAAGGUUUGCUUUGACUGCUCAGCUAAGAACCCUAGCUGGGCCAGCAUCACCUAUGGUGUGUUCCUAUGUAUAGAUUGCUCUGGGACACACAGGUCUCUGGGGGUGCACCUGUCCUUUAUCAGAUCCACUGAGCUGGAUUUUAAUUGGUCAUGGUUCCAGUUGAGAUGUAUGCAAGUGGGAGGCAAUGCCAAUGCGAUUUCAUUUUUCAAUCAGUAUGGCUGCACAACCAGUGCUGCGAAUGCCAAGUACAACAGCCGAGCCGCACAGCUGUACAGAGAUAAAAUGAAGACUUUAGCCACUCAAGCCACAAGACGUCACGGCACUGAGUUAUGGCUUGACAGUCAGGCUCCUCUCUCACCAACAUCACCACAGGACAAGCAGGUGGAUUUCUUCAGUCUGCAUUCAGAGACUCUUCCUGAAAACAUGGCCAAAAUGACUUUCAGCUCCACCACAUCAGAGAAGUCUUCAACCCUAGAAAAAGAGGAAGACAAAAACGGUAAUCUGGAGGAGGGUCCCAGUGUGGAAAUGCUGAGUGUUUCUCCAAAAGCAAAUCUAGAAACUUCCUCUUUUCUCAAGAAGAAGCCAACUGCCACCAAGAAAACUCUGGGGACUAAGAAAGGUGGUCUGGGCGCUCAGAAGGUUAGCAGUCAGAGUUUCUCAGACCUGGAGAAGAAGGCUCAAGCUGCCGACAAGCUCAGAGAGAAAGAAGACAGCACUACUGGUGCCAUCAAGAAAACUACUCAACCUGAGGAGUCUAUCUCUCCAUCCCUGCGACUGGCCUAUAAAGACCUGGAGCAGGACAGGAAAAGAGAGGAGCAGAAGUUGAAGGGAUUUGAGGGGAACAAAAGGGAGCAAGCUGAGAGACUGGGCAUGGGUCUGGGUAACAGGAGUGGAGUGUCUCACUCAGUGACAUCGGACAUGCACAUCAUCCAGCAGGAGAAUCCACUGGCGCCCAAGACUAAAGGACGUCGUUUCAUUGAGGAUGAGGAUGAUAAGGGGUCCUUUAGCUCCAGGCUCUCGCACCGGUUGGACGAUCAAGCUGAAACCUCCGGGUGGGGUGAUAAAAGCGAUGGAGGAGGCUGGCUGAAGGAGAGCAAGAAACCAGAGCCUGAUUUCUUCUUGAGCUCCACAAUAACAUCACUCGAUGACAGGCCCACAUCCAGGAGGAAACCAGAACCAGUACCAGUGUCAAACACAGGAGAGGCUCGCAAAAAGUUUGGGAACGACGUCAAAGCCAUCUCCUCUGACAUGUACUUUGGGAAACGAGACAACUCUGAGUACGAGGCCAAAACAAGACUGGAGAGAUUUUCUGGGAGCUCCUCCAUAAGUUCAGCAGACCUGUUUGAUGAUCCAAAGAAACAGGCUGCAGGGAGUUCGUAUAGUUUGACCAACGUGCUGCCCAAUGCUCCUGACAUGUCGCAGCUCAAACUUGGGGUGCGCUCAGUCGCAGGAAAGCUCUCCGUCAUGGCCAGCGGCGUAGUUAGCACAAUUCAGGAUCACUACGGUUCCUGAGCGACGACGUGUCUCCUCUUGGAUACAGCGUCAGCAUCAUAAUUUACCCCAAAAUAACCCAGUAUAACAUCUAUAUCUAUUUUUUGUAUUAGAUUAUGUAUAUAAAGCAGUUGUGUGAAUCAAGAUGACCGAAGCACAAUAUUUUCAGUGGAAUUAUGUUUCACUGCAGGCAUCUUGAAGGGAGAUUUCUGUGUAUAGUACAGUCAUGAAGAAUCUUUACCUUGCAUUAUAUUACCUAGUUUGCUUUGAGGUCUUGGGGUGGGGGGGGUUAAAUAUUUAGAAAUGCUGUAUGUAGCCAUCUGAGAAGGGUUCUGCUGUUGUGAAAGAGGGAUUUGCUUUUUGACUCUGUUAGUUGAUGAGGUCAAAACGUAAUCAGCGACGAUAACUCUGCUCUAACUACUUAAAUGAUGAACACACUAUCUCUCAUCACAUGCACUCGGUAGUGUUAGCUUGUGCUCUUUUUUUUCAUUUUUCUUUUAUCUUGCACAUUCCCACCUGUUUAAAAGUGUCCUUUCUGUCCCCAAAGUGCACUUACAUUUUUUCUCCUCCACAGACAGGACCAAAAACUGUUAAUGAGGCUUUAGGGGAUCAGAUACUUUAUCAGAUACACACAUAUUGGCCUCAUUAGCAUAUGAGCUUUAUUAUGCUGCAUGUACUUAUGUUUUUGGGUUUAUUUUGGACCAUAAAUCUGUAGUUAAAAAAAAGACAAGAUGAUAUGGAGCAUAAGCAGCUAAGAAAUACUGGAAUGAAAGCAAUAGUUCAUAUUUUGGGAAAUGUGCUUAUUUGCUAGGAGUUAGAUGAGAAGAUUGAUACUAAUUAUUUUGUGUUAAGACUAGAAAUGUGAGAACUGCUAGUCUACCUGUGUUCAAAGGCAUCAAAUCUGCCCACCGGCUCCUCUGCAGCUCACUUAUUAAGAUGUUAUAUCUUGUUUAUUUAAUCCAUACAAAAGCAGAAGUGUAAUAAUGACCCUUCCACUUUUGCCUGACGAUUUCUUAGCAAGGAAUAGUGAGUGGUAACCUUAGGGGGGCAACAAAACCUUGUGAAGUGACUGCACCAUGCCAACCAUGUGUUGUUUUUAUGGAUUAAACAAUUAAGAUACAACUUGCUAAUUAGUGAGCUUUAUAGGUGCUUGUUGGCAGAUGUCGAUACCUGUGGACAGAGCAAGGCAGGCUGUUUCCCCCCUGUUUCCAGUCUGUAUGCUAAGCUAAGCUAAUCAGCUUUUGGCUGUAGCUUCAUAUGUAUCAGUUCAUAAGUCUCUGCAAGAAAGCGAAUAAGCAAACGUCUCCCUAAAUAUCUGUCCGUUCCUUAAAAAGUAAAAAGACGACAAACCCUUAAGCAAUCAACCUUUAUGAGCACUCAUAGCACUAGAAAGACCCUGCUUGAUGUCCAGUAGGUCAAUUCCACAUUGCGUUAAUUUUUUUCUCUUCUCAAUCCUGUUGCCUGGAAUUAGACACGUUAAAGUUUACGGGCAAUAUAAUUGCCUCAGAUUUAUCGAAUUUAUGAAGGGGUGCGUUUGAUGGUGUUUGGGUUUGAAAUAUGUAGCAGAUUUUUUUGCUGGAAUUUGUGUUUUUGUUAUCUGCGGUGAAUUCCUGGGUUGUCCUGCUCGGUAUAUUAGUAUUAUUUUUAUUAUUUAAUGGCACAAACAGAUUCUUGAAGGCUCGGGUUUCCUGAUGUGGCGUAGCCUCUUCGUAGCUUUCAGGUCCCACUGUGCAGUAACUUGUGUCCACUUUAAAUAUGAAUGUAAAUCUCUUUAAAGCCUAGCUGAAGUAAAAACAUGUUGUUGAUGUGAUAUACUGCCAACGUCCAGGUCAUAUAUUUUAAUUCCCUCAAAUACACACAUAACAGAGGCGUUUAUGGGACACAUAUUGUACUGCAGGUGGUGCUGUACUAUGAUUUUGACAUUUAAAAGCAAUAGGAACAGCUUCAUAUCUGCCCAUGGCUUUCGUAUGAAAUAACUACGGCUUGUGCUUCAGCAUUUAGGUACAUUGCUACUUAGAUAUCCAAUCAUGCACAGUGAAGGAAUUAGUGUUUAUUAAUGCCAAGAUCUUAUACAGGUAAAUUACAUUACUGAGCAAUUUCUGUACUAUUUUGCCUCUCAGGUGUUUAAUUUGUUAAAUAUGAAACACUAAAACUAGGCAAAGUGGACAUUGUAAACCAUUUAAUGACCAAAUAUUUGUUUACUCCUUCACUAUAUGCCUUAGUCCAAAGAUCUCUGAGUCACUCGCCUUAAUAUUUCAAUAUUGUGGAGUCAUGUAAUUACCUUUUUGCACAUAAUUUUGUUAGACAUUGCACGUGGCAGCUUCUGCUUGAAUGUACUGUAUUGCGAUUGAAUCUUUGCCCUUUAAGUUGACAAUGCCUUAUAAUUUAAGUUUGUUAAUCUUUGUAAGAUUGUUUGUGUCUUCUGCUGUCGAUGUGUUUUAAAUAUUGUUAAAUGUUACAUAAAACAAAUGGCAGCCUGUGUAAUUUUGCAUGGCCCUUGUAGUUAUUAGGAUGCGCUAACAGAUCCUGAGUAGAAAAUAGCAAAAUGACUGCUUGGACCCAAACAUAAAGCUGUAAAGUAGGCUGUAAACUGCUACAUAAAACGUUUAUUGUAUAGAGCUUUGGAGUACCAUUUAUAGAAAGUUAAAAAGAAAAAAAGCUACUGAUAAUCAAAUUUUGACAAUUUUUGACACUCAAAAUGUAAGUAAGAUUUUGGAAAACAUGCCAAAUAAAUGGCUUGUGCCGAAACUCC
Scomber scombrus (Atlantic mackerel) is the source of this 4425-nucleotide messenger RNA. It is a transcript of the gene arfgap3, whose product is annotated as ADP-ribosylation factor GTPase activating protein 3. The record is from RefSeq and is a predicted model, not a curated record. The coding region runs from base 117 to 1694 and encodes 525 amino acids. Lineage: Eukaryota; Metazoa; Chordata; Actinopteri; Scombriformes; Scombridae. The transcript has 16 exons. Gene Ontology annotation, biological process: COPI coating of Golgi vesicle. Gene Ontology annotation, molecular function: GTPase activator activity.